AUGGGACUUUCUGGAAUGAUAUUUUGUACAUGUCCUGAUGGACAGUAUACAGUUAACGCACGAUGUAGAUUGUGCGAUAGACCAAAUAUAUGUGGUGCUGGUUAUGGUGCAUAUUGUUUUGAAGACCCAACUACGAACCCAUCUGGCUAUACAUGUUUUUGUCCAAAUAAUCAAUUUACAGUAAACAAACCAUGCUCGGAUAUUACCACAACACUCCCAGUCACAACUACAACAUCCCCAGUCACAACUACAACACCCCCAGUCACAACUACAACACAAGCUACACUGCCAACCGUAUCUGAUUCCUUUGGAAGAAUCAAUGGACCUAUUAUUAUCACAGAAAAUAUGCAAGUAGCUGAACGGGAUCAAACGGCAAUAUCUGGAAACGGGGCAGCACCUGAACUAAUUAAUUCGAACGAUGAACAAACACCAACUGGUCAAUCAAGAUCCCUAUGCGAACAAGAGGGAAUCACAGUUGCUGGAGGACAACAAGGAUAUCAACUUCAUCAACUUUAUUUACCUGAAGCUAUCUGUAUUGACAGCAACAAAACUAUUUUUAUUGCUGAUAUUAUGAAUGAACGUAUUGUUGCAUGGGAAUAUGGUUCAAAUAAUGGUACAGUCAUUGCAAGCUCGAAUACACCAGGAAGUCGUCCCGCUUUUGUAUUGUCUAAGCCACAAAGCGUAAUUCUUGACAAACAAAAGAAUACUUUCAUCAUUUGUGAUAAAGAGAAGAAGCAGGUAAUACGAUGGUUUCGUGAAAAUCAAACGAAUUCACAAAUUCUCAUUUCGAAUAUUAAUUGUUACGGUUUGACAAUGGAUAAAAAUGGUGUCAUUUAUGCUUCUGAUUUUGUGAAGCAUGAAGUAAGACGAUGGAAAGAUGGAGACACAAAUGCAACAAUAGUUGCCGGUGGAAAUGGACAAGGAAAUAAUCUCAAUCAAUUCAAUAGACCUUAUUAUAUUUUUGUUGAUGAAUAUUAUUCUCUUUAUAUAUCAGACUCUCAGAAUCAUCGUGUAUUGAAAUGGGAAAAAGGUGCAAAAGAAGGAGUUGUUAUUGCUGGUGGAAACAAUCAGGGAAGAGAUACACAAGGUUCAGUUGUUGUUGGUGGACAUGGUCGAGGAACAAAAGCAAAUCAAUUAGAUGAGCCUCAUGGUUUAUCACUGGAUCUUGAAGGAAAUAUUUAUGUUACUGAUUCUUCUAAUCAUCGAAUUCAAAAAUAUAAACCAUGUAUUCAAUAA
This is a messenger RNA of Adineta steineri, 1236 nucleotides long. Lineage: Eukaryota; Metazoa; Rotifera; Eurotatoria; Adinetida; Adinetidae. The record is from the annotation of a GenBank genome assembly.